Molecule: messenger RNA, 435 nt
Organism: Arabis nemorensis
Lineage: Eukaryota; Viridiplantae; Streptophyta; Magnoliopsida; Brassicales; Brassicaceae
Source: the annotation of a GenBank genome assembly
AUGUUUACGGAAUUUUCUCCGAAACUAAAAUUGUUUAGGUGGAAAGUCAUUCAAGGAGCUAUUCCUUUAGGGGAGAAUCUUGCAAAACGAGGCCUCUUAGGAGACACCAACUGCCUACACUUCACAGAAGAGGAAACAACAAUACAUCUCUUUUUUCCAUUGCCCUUUUGCUGCGCAGGUAUGAAACCUAAUACCACUCAAAGAACAAGUGAACUGGUCUUCAAUUCAAAGCGUCAAAGAAGGACUAAAAUUAAGCAAGACUUGGAUCAGUCUCCCACCGUCGGGUAUUGGAACCGGAAACAUUCUUCCAUGGGUCGUUAUGGACAACAAGAAUUCUCAAACUCUUUGAAAACAGAGUGGUCUCGGCGAAAGACACAGCUACAAUGGCCAUAUCAAAUGCUCGAGAAUGGCAAGAGGCUCAACGAGAACAAAUAA